AUGUCGAGCAUUGACGAGAUUGGCUACCCACCUCAAAGGAUAUCCACACCAGAUUCCAAGCCCACUCGGUACGUACAAGUGAAAGGGCCAACCAAAUCACCGCCGCCGUUAUUGAUGCCAAAACCUGUCCAUGCCGUGGCUCCCACCCAGAAAUUAGUUCAACAACAACAAAAACAAACAAGCUCUACCACCACCACAUCUUCUACAACUGUCACCGCCACACGUACAACAUCCAUUCUUGUCAAGAAGAAACCAUCAUUAGCUAACAUGAAUAACCAUCACCAACAACAACAACAACAACAGCAACAAGAUCAUCAUCAGCAACAUCAGCCACAACAACAGCAACAGCAGCAGCCGUCUUCUUCAAUGCCACCUGUUGUAUCAUCCUCCUCAGCACCUACAACUUCUCAAGUACAAAAGCCCAUCACUGUAUCAGAAUCACAUCCUCCAUCUGCUCCCACAACAUCUGUUGUCAAUGCGGGUAAACAACCUGUUGGAGGAAAUAAGGUUACUUUUGAAGCUGGUGUUGCCAACCCUCACCACCACCAUCACCAACAUGAUUCAUCAUCAUCCGCUGCUGCCAUGCCAAGCAACAACAAUGCUAAUGCCACCGCUGCCAAUAUACUCAGCAACAAGUUUUCAGCCGAGUACCAAGCCAUUAUACAGCAAAAUGAAAUGCUACGCCAUCAAGUGCAAAUGCUUACAAGGGAAAAGAUGGAAAUGGAACGUGAACGUCAUGUGGUAGUGGAUAGGUUAGAGCAACUUGAAAGGGAGAUGCGGAAACAUUGUCGUAUUGCAGCUGCUCGUAUGCGUAAUCAACAACAACAACCACAACCUGAUAUGAUGGAUGAUCCCAUGGAUGAAUCAACAGGUGGUGCUAGCACCCAACAAUCUGCCAACAUUAACAUGACCCAUUCUCGUUCUGAUCCAACUACUUUACUUUCACCACGUCGACGUCGUUCAACACCUUCCAAUUCUCGUAAUUCAACAAGUCGCCAACGUCAUCAGCAUCAUGCUAGAAGUAAAAGUGUCCCUCGAGAUGACGCGUAUUGGCGAGUUGGACCAGGUGGCGGUGGUGGUAUAAGAGGAAACAAUCGAGCUCGCUAUAUGGAUGACUAUUACGAAGAUAGUGCUGCCAGCUAUGAUUAUUAUUCACAACAAGAUGAUGAGGAUGAGAGUGAAAUUGAAGGUUGGCCUGAAGAUGAAGAGGACGAUGAGGAUGAGGAGGAUGAAGAGGAUUAUCGUAGACCAAGGCUUUUUCAUCAUCAUCAUCAUCCACCAAGACGUCGUCGUUCAUUGUCAUCUGCUCGUGUACCACCACCACCGCCACCAAUGAUCCCACGACCUAAUGCUGCAGCUGCAGCUGCUGCCGGUAUACCACCCAUGGUACCACCUCAUCCAAGGUAUCCUCCCAUGAUGGGUCCUCCACCACCUCCUCCAAUGUCUAUGGCUGGUUCAUUAGGUCGUAAUCCAAAUCGUAGAUCAGUAAGACAACGAAGAUCAGGGUCACUUGGUUAUUCUUCAGCACCACGUUGGCGUGGCGGUAACACUUAUGGAGCUCCACCACCACCACCACCAGAAGAUGAAUACAUGUGGGAUCAAUACGAAGACGAUUAUAAUGAUUACCCACCUCCAUCAAGAUAUAGUAGGCGAUCAGCUGGUCGAUCGCGUUAUUAUGGAUAG
This is a messenger RNA of Lichtheimia ornata, 1683 nucleotides long. RefSeq lists its product as uncharacterized. The transcript has a single exon. Bases 1 to 1683 code for a protein of 560 amino acids. The record is from RefSeq and is a predicted model, not a curated record. Lineage: Eukaryota; Fungi; Mucoromycota; Mucoromycetes; Mucorales; Lichtheimiaceae.